AUGUUCCCCGGCCAUCCAGAUUAUAUCCUCUGCGAAGAGACUCAACAGAAUGAAAACAACGUUGUAGACACCACCUUUCCUACUCGUAUGGUCCCAAUUGACAUUUGCUGCCUUCUGUUCUUGAAGAAUGAGCAAUCGAUCGAGCUGGUUGGUGCACCAGAAAGUCUUAUCAAGUGGACCAAAGUGUCUUCCAAGGCUUGGAUGUUACCCUGGUUGGCUCACAUCCAAUCAAUGCACUGGAAGGAAUUCCACAACGGUGCUUUAGAUUUCUUAUCUCAAAAGUGUUUGGCGCUCCUCCCCGCUAUGCAAAAGGCCAACCAGGGCAAGGAGAUCAGCUGGUUUGGGUCGAUUUCCGGCCAUCCGAAAUAUGGGCCUCCUCAUGGUUUUCUUCUCCAAGGCCACCUUGACUUUUUGGGCUUUGGCGCGGCGGCUUAUGAGGCGCACCCGGAGGAUGUCAAGUUUCAAUUGAUUAUGGAGGACCCACGUGAUGAUCCAUCUGAAAUGAAGUACACGUGGACGUUGACUGAAGAUGCCCACAAUAGUGUUAUUCCUGGGGGGCCGCCAAAAAUGCUGCUGACCCAAACCUACCAGAGGACCCUCGCCUCAGUGGCCAACAAUCGUGAUUCUUCCGACGUGGACGAGUUGGCGAGCACAGACAACACUUCCGAUGCCAGCCAUCGCGCUGAAGGGCAUAUUGCCAAGCAUCAACGCAAAAAUGCACACACCCCCAUCGACUACGGUAGCGACAUUGAAAUCGUCGACCUUCCAAAGCGCCUCUUUCUGCCUAAAAUCACUGCUCCAAUUCCUUUCGAAGCAAAGACAACCACUUCGCAAAGCUCUGCCAAAGUGCCCAGAGUUCCAAUGGGCCCCGCGCGACGCGCCAUGGAACAAAUAAAUAUGGAGACGUACUUGUGGGUUGCCCACAUCGAUACAAACGACAUGGACACUUGCAAACUCCUCAAGAAACACAAAAUAACUCACUGGUCUUUCUUCCGGAGCUCUGACAAGGACGAUCUAAUGGCCCUCGGUUUCUCCAUUGGGGCGGCACGCUCACUCUGGGAGGGUGUGCCCAGAUUAGAGGAGUAUGUCGAUGACCUCGAUCAUAACCGUUGCGUUUUUUCCCCACCAGCUAGCUCCCACCUUUAA
This is a messenger RNA of Puccinia triticina, 1146 nucleotides long. RefSeq lists its product as uncharacterized. The record is from RefSeq and is a predicted model, not a curated record. NCBI's taxonomy places the organism in Eukaryota, Fungi, Basidiomycota, Pucciniomycetes, Pucciniales, Pucciniaceae. Bases 1 to 1146 code for a protein of 381 amino acids. The transcript has 3 exons.